AUGGGAGGCGGAAGACAAAAGUGAACGCAAGCUCUUCUCACUCUGCGGUAUCACUUGCUUGGUUCCGAGUCAAGGCAAAAGCCGAGACGCGGAGAAACUGACACACACCCCGUGUUGAAACCUCACUAGAACCCCCUCGUAGGACUAUAUUUUAACGCAAGGUUAUUAGCGCAGAGAAGCUGUGGCUGGUUACAUUUAGUCUGCUUCGCUCACCAAACCUUCCUUGCCUUCAUCCAUCUCGUCAGGCCCCGUCCCAUCGAGCCGCCAUGUCCGCCAAAGCCAUCUCAGAGCAGACGGGCAAGGAGUUCCUCUACAAGCACAUCUGCACACCAGCAACGGUCCAGAACCGGUUCCGCUAUGCUAACGUCACCCCCGAGACCGACCUGGACCGACUGGCGCUGGAGCACCCCUGGCUGCUCACAGAGAGGCUGGUGGUGAAGCCCGACCAGCUGAUCAAGAGGCGGGGCAAGCUGGGCCUGGUCGGCGUUAACCUGGACCUGAACGGCGUCAAAGAGUGGCUGAAGAGCCGCCUGAUGAAAGAGACGACGGUGGGAAAAGCCAAAGGGGUUCUCAAGAAUUUCCUCAUCGAACCUUUUGUCCCUCACAAGCAGGAGGAGGAGUUCUACGUGUGCAUCUACGCCACCCGCGAGGGCGACCACGUACUGUUCCACCACGAGGGCGGCGUGGACGUGGGCGACGUGGACGCCAAGGCCAAGAAGCUGCUGGUUGGCGUGGACGAGAAGAUCAGCGAGGGCGCGGUGAGCAAGCAGCUGCUCGCCAACGUCCCCAACGACAAGAGGCUGGUCCUGGCCCAGUUCAUUGUCGGACUUUUCAACCUGUAUGAAGAACUGUUCUUCACGUACCUGGAGAUCAACCCACUAGUGGUCACAAAAGAUGGCGUCUACGUGCUGGACAUGGCGGCAAAGAUCGAUGCGACGGCAGAUUAUAUCUGCAAGGCCAAGUGGGGAGAUGUGGAAUUCCCACCGCCUUUUGGCAGGGAGGCCUACCCUGAGGAGGCCUACAUCGCCGACCUGGAUGCCAAGAGCGGCGCCAGCCUCAAACUGACCCUGCUCAACCCGCAGGGGCGGAUCUGGACCAUGGUGGCGGGGGGCGGAGCCUCUGUCGUGUACAGCGACACCAUCUGCGACCUGGGCGGCGUGGACGAGCUGGCCAACUACGGCGAGUACUCGGGGGCGCCGAGCGAGCAGCAGACGUACGACUACGCCAAGACCAUCCUCUCGCUUAUGACUCGGCAGAAGCACCCCGAUGGCAAAGUCUUGAUCAUCGGAGGGAGCAUCGCCAACUUCACAAACGUGGCGGCGACGUUCAAGGGAAUUGUUCGAGCGAUCCGAGACUACCAGGUGCCUCUCAAGGAGCACGAAGUGGCCAUUUUCGUCAGACGCGGCGGUCCGAAUUACCAGGAGGGUCUCCGGGUGAUGGGAGAAGUCGGCAAGACCACUGGGAUCCCCAUCCACGUCUUUGGCACAGAAACCCACAUGACGGCCAUCGUGGGCAUGGCACUGGGUCACCGCCCUAUCCCCAACCAGCCUCCCGUCGCUGCCCACACCGCCAAUUUCCUGCUCAACUCCAGCGGCAGCACGUCGACCCCGGCAUCCACCCGCACAGCCUCCUUCUCCGAGAACAGAGGGAAAGCUGAGAGCUUGCCGGUAGCGAAAGCCAAAAGCGCAGCUCCUGUUGUCAAGGCAACCACGCUGUUCAGCAAGCAGACCAAGUCCAUCGUUUGGGGCAUGCAGACGCGGGCCGUGCAGGGCAUGCUGGACUUUGACUAUGUCUGCUCCAGAGAUGAUCCCUCCGUGGCGGCCAUGGUCUACCCCUUCACCGGAGACCACAAGCAGAAGUUCUACUGGGGCCAUAAAGAGAUCCUCCUCCCGGUGUACAAGAACAUGGGCGACGCUAUGAAGAAGCACCCGGACGUCGACGUGGUCAUCAGCUUCGCAUCGUUGCGAUCGGCCUUCGACAGCACGAUGGAGACCAUGCAGUACCCGCAGAUUCAUACCAUCGCCAUCAUAGCGGAAGGCAUCCCCGAAGCCCACACCAGGAAGAUCAUUAAGGUAGCCGAUGAGAAGGGCAUCACCAUCAUCGGACCAGCAACCGUGGGCGGCAUCAAGCCGGGCUGCUUCAAGAUCGGCAACACGGGGGGCAUGCUGGACAACAUCCUGGCCUCCAAACUGUACCGGCCGGGCAGCGUGGCGUACGUGUCGCGCUCGGGCGGCAUGUCCAACGAGCUCAACAACAUCAUUUCGCGCACCACCGAUGGUGUGUUUGAAGGGGUGGCUAUUGGCGGGGACAGGUACCCAGGCUCUGUGUUCACCGACCACGUACUGCGCUACCAGGACAGCCCAGGAGUGAAGAUGAUCGUCGUGCUGGGCGAGAUCGGCGGCACGGAAGAGUACAAAAUCUGCCAGGCCAUCAAGGAAGGCACGAUCACCAAGCCGGUGGUGUGCUGGUGCAUCGGAACUUGCGCGACGAUGUUCGCCUCUGAGGUCCAGUUCGGCCACGCGGGAGCGUGCGCUAAUCAGGCUUCGGAGACGGCGGUGGCCAAGAACAAAGCUCUGAAGGAGGCCGGUGCUCAUGUGCCAAACAACUUUGACGAGUUGGGAGAGAUCAUUAAGUCCGUAUAUGACGAUCUGGUGGGCAAAGGAGUCAUCCAACCAGCACCGGAGCUGCCCCCUCCCACAGUUCCGAUGGAUUACUCCUGGGCACGAGAGCUGGGGCUAAUCCGCAAACCGGCGUCCUUCAUGACCAGCAUUUGCGACGAGAGGGGGCAGGAGCUCAUCUACGCUGGCAUGCCCAUCACCGAGGUCUUCAAGUCGGAAAUUGGCCUGGGGGGCACUCUGGGGCUUCUGUGGUUCCAACGGAGGCUGCCCAGAUACGCCUGCCAAUUCAUCGAGAUGUGCCUCAUGGUGACAGCCGAUCACGGUCCCGCAGUAUCCGGUGCCCACAACACCAUCGUGUGCGCCCGAGCUGGCAAAGAUCUGAUCUCCAGUCUCACCUCUGGCCUUCUCACCAUUGGUGACCGCUUUGGAGGUGCCUUGGAUGCCGCAGCCAAACAGUUCAGCAAGGCCUUCGACAGCGGCAUGCUGCCCAUGGAGUUUGUCAACAAGAUGAAGAAGGACGGCAAGCUUAUCAUGGGCAUCGGCCACAGGGUCAAGUCUAUUAACAAUCCCGACAUGCGAGUCCAGAUCUUGAAGGACUUUGUGAAGCAGCACUUCCCCUCCACACAGCUGCUGGAUUACGCGCUGGAUGUGGAGAAGAUCACCACCUCAAAAAAACCCAACUUGAUCCUGAAUGUGGACGGCUUCAUCGGUGUAGCCUUUGUGGACUUGCUCCGAACCUGUGGCGGCUUUACCAGGGAUGAAGCAGACGAAUUUGUGGAAAUUGGAGCCCUGAACGGCAUCUUUGUCUUGGGUCGCAGCAUGGGAUUUAUUGGACACUACCUGGAUCAGAAGAGGCUAAAGCAGGGUCUGUAUCGUCACCCUUGGGACGACAUCUCCUACGUGCUCCCGGAACACAUGUCCAUGUAGGACCCGCUCUUACCCAAGGCUGAAAAUUUGGCAUAUAUCAUCAAUACGUUACAGUUCAAACGGUACUGCUUGAAAUGGUUUGCCAUUUAAAUUGUCGGUAUUAGACACUAGUGAAAACAUGCAACACUGUGAAGAUCCUCUCAGACAUGUCCGGUCUUGACAAGUGACAGAAGUUAAAAUCGUCCAUCGUGUUCUCAUGUUAUGUGCAGCUCCACUCAGUGUGCAAUUUUAUGAUCAUCGUCAUCAUCUUGAGCUUGUUACACAGGGUGACCAUGUAGUGCAAUAAUAAUAAUAAUAAUAAUGUGACAACACAUUGUAGAUAAAAGCUUUAUUUAUGUUUACUGUAGUGGUACUAAUCAGAAAAUGUGUUUUAAUCGUCUAUAAUGUCUUGGCUAUUUGUUGCAAAAGGGACCAUUCAUUGCCGCAAGUCGUUCGCAGGUAAAUGACGUAAAAUAACUGCGGUACACCAAAAUGAUACAGUACGAGAAUAUAUGAGUGCCCCGCUACACCGGUACGAUAUUAAUUACACUGGUCAACAAUUACUUUUUUUAAAAUCAAGAGAUGCAAGUUUUUUUAAUGAAUGAAUUCCACUGAUUCCAAAUGUUGCCCUGUUUUUUGAUUUUCACAACACAUAAUAAUAUGCACUAUGUAUACUUAAGAGUUAAGGGUUAGGUUCAGAAACAGGUGAUUUUUUUUUUUUUUAAUGAAAUGUACAACGCACGGUAAAAUCUGUAUCGCGCAGGCUUUUAUAGGCCUUUGGAGAUACAGUAAAUGAUUGAGAAGAGAAGCCCAAUGGUGAAUCACUUGUCUUUACUCUUCACAACAAAGUUGUUUACAAGUUCAAGCGCCAAGCUACUCUCCGAAAACCCUUACAAGUCGAUCACAGGAGCAUGACAACUCCCUUUCCCAUAAAGCUACAGGUUCCUGCAUGUCUCUCCUUUUUUUGGGUCAUCGCAGUUCAAACUUCAAAACGAAAAAUUUGAACAUGGACACACAAUGCCAUCUGUGAUUAAAAUUUGCUGUUAGCCAGUGUUAUUAUUGAUCAUUAAUACAACAACUCGUUAGAAAACAAGUAUAAUCAAUUUGGGAUUUGAUAACGGCAACGCUUGUGCUGAACGUGCCUCUACUGACUGUGCUGUGUUGAUAUUUAAUUAAAAGUGCCAGUAAACAAGUUG
Messenger RNA from Hippocampus zosterae (dwarf seahorse), 4720 nucleotides. RefSeq names its product ATP citrate lyase a (gene aclya). Gene Ontology annotation, biological process: acetyl-CoA biosynthetic process; citrate metabolic process; tricarboxylic acid cycle. The record is from RefSeq and is a predicted model, not a curated record. NCBI's taxonomy places the organism in Eukaryota, Metazoa, Chordata, Actinopteri, Syngnathiformes, Syngnathidae. Gene Ontology annotation, molecular function: ATP citrate synthase activity. Gene Ontology annotation, cellular component: cytosol. The transcript is spliced from 28 exons. Bases 267 to 3545 code for a protein of 1092 amino acids.